Anopheles maculipalpis is the source of this 1606-nucleotide messenger RNA. It is a transcript of the gene nAChRbeta2, whose product is annotated as acetylcholine receptor subunit beta-like 2. Gene Ontology annotation, molecular function: transmembrane signaling receptor activity; acetylcholine-gated monoatomic cation-selective channel activity. The coding region runs from base 11 to 1606 and encodes 531 amino acids. The transcript has 9 exons. The record is from RefSeq and is a predicted model, not a curated record. Gene Ontology annotation, cellular component: postsynaptic membrane; neuron projection; synapse. Lineage: Eukaryota; Metazoa; Arthropoda; Insecta; Diptera; Culicidae. Gene Ontology annotation, biological process: monoatomic ion transmembrane transport; nervous system process; regulation of membrane potential.
CAAUUGCGAAAUGAAGCUGAUAUCCACCGAAUUUUGCAUCCAAAUGCUGAAUGCAAAGGUAUUGCUUCUUUGUCUGGUCGCGUCAAGCUCAGCGCAGGCAUCGGUAGCACACAUUGAAGCGAACCCGGACGCUAAGAGACUGUACGAUGAUUUGCUUAGCAAUUACAAUCGUCUGAUACGACCAGUGGUUAACAACACGGAAACGCUCACUGUAUGGCUUGGUCUGAAGUUGUCACAGCUUAUUGAGGUUAGCCUGCGAAAUCAGGUGAUGACCACGAACCUGUGGGUUAAGCAGAAAUGGUUCGACUACAAACUGAAGUGGGAUCCGGAAGAGUACGGUGGCGUGGAGAUGCUGUACGUACCGUCGGAACAGAUCUGGCUACCGGACAUUGUGCUGUACAACAACUGGGACGGCAACUACGAGGUAACACUCAUGACGAAGGCAACGUUGAAGUACACCGGUGAAGUGUUUUGGGAACCACCGGCAAUCUACAAAUCAUCGUGCGAGAUGAACGUGGAGUACUUUCCUUACGAUGAGCAGACGUGUCUGAUGAAGUUUGGCUCGUGGACGUACAACGGUGCACAGGUGGAGCUGCGUCAUCUGGAUCAGAUCCCUGGUAGUAAUCUGGUGCAGAUUGGGAUUGAUUUGAGUGAAUUCUACCUGUCAGUCGAAUGGGACAUUCUGGAAGUUCCGGCCAGUCGCAAUGAAGAAUAUUAUCCCUGUUGUCCAGAACCAUUCUCAGACAUCACGUUUAAGCUGACGAUGAGAAGAAAAACGCUUUUCUACACGGUCAAUCUAAUCAUUCCUUGCGUUGGCAUCACGUUCCUGACGGUACUGGUCUUCUAUCUGCCAAGUGAUUCGGGCGAGAAGGUCACGCUUUGCAUCUCGAUACUGGUGUCAUUGACUGUGUUCUUUUUGCUGUUGGCCGAAAUCAUCCCUCCGACAUCGCUUGCCGUACCGUUGUUGGGCAAGUAUCUACUCUUUACGAUGAUCCUUGUUUCGCUAUCAGUAUGGACGACUGUCUGUGUGCUCAACGUUUGGUACAGGAGCACAUCGACACAUAAAAUGUCACCCUUCGUCCGGAGGCUGUUUCUCGAGAUAAUGCCCAAGAUCUUGAUGAUGCGUCGGGCGAAGUACACGCUGCCGGAUUACGACGAUUCAACACCAAGCAAUGGCUACACGAACGAAAUCGAAAUGAGCGUUAGUGAUUUUCCCGGCGAGUUCAAGGAAGGCGGUGACAGUUUCGAUAAUAUAGGAGUUAAUCUUUCGCACGGUUCAGUCGAGGCAGAAAAUGUCAUCCCGAAGCAAUUAUCACCGGAGGUGCUGUCCGCAAUACAGGCGGUAAGAUUUAUUGCCCAACACAUUAAGGAUGCUGAUAAGGAUAAUGAGAUCGUCGAAGACUGGAAGUUCGUCUCGAUGGUGCUGGACCGUUUCUUCCUGUGGGUGUUUACCAUCUCCUGCAUCUUCGGCACGUUCGGUAUCAUCUUCCAGAGUCCAUCACUGUACGAUACGCGGGCCCCGGUUGACCAGCAGCUCAGCGAAAUACCGCUGCGCAAGAACAAUUUCAUGCUUCCGCCGGACAUAGUACGUAUCACGUUGGAUUAA